This is a messenger RNA of Colletotrichum costaricense, 423 nucleotides long. RefSeq lists its product as uncharacterized. Lineage: Eukaryota; Fungi; Ascomycota; Sordariomycetes; Glomerellales; Glomerellaceae. Bases 1 to 423 code for a protein of 140 amino acids. The transcript has a single exon. The record is from RefSeq and is a predicted model, not a curated record.
AUGUGUGCUGGGGCAGGUGCGGGUGCGUGUGUGUGCUCCUGCUCUGUUCUCCUGCUAAGGUUCCUACCUAGGUGCUUAGGUAGACAGGAGGAAGGGAAGGUACGGAAGGUAAGGUACGAAGCUGAGGUACUGAUUAAGCAUACCGGGGUACCUGCUCUUGCAGCUGCUGCACAGCGGAAAUCGCUGUACACCCACUCACUCCACACGUUGUAUCUUUCCUUACAUCGGCCUUCCCUGCCGUCCCUGCCUUCUCGUGUCCACUCCCUCCCAGCUCCCCUUCGCUCUUUCCCGCGCCUUGCCUUUUUUUUUUCCUCUUCCCUCUGGGCUCCUUCCACACUCACCUCCAUUCUCCCACUGCCAGACGAGCAGGGCAGGGAAGGUGCUGUAUCCGUUCAUCCACCUUCGUCCAGAAAUGGUACGUAA